GAAGAUGACGAUUCAGAGACUGAAAAACCUGAGGCUGGUGACCUGAAGGAGUUCUCAGAACUGGAGAAGAGAGAUCCUCAGGAGUUAGUAGCUUCUUUUUCAGAGAGAGUGCGAAACAUGUCUCCAGAUGAGAUCAAAAUCCCUCCUGAGCCUCCUGGCAGAUGUUCUAACCACUUGCAGGAUAAAAUUCAAAAGCUGUAUGAGAGGAAAAUAAAAGAGGGCAUGGAUAUGAACUACAUCAUUCAGAGGAAAAAGGAGUUCCGAAACCCCAGCAUCUAUGAAAAGCUGAUCCAGUUCUGCUCAAUUGACGAACUCGGUACAAAUUACCCAAAGGACAUGUUUGAUCCUCAUGGCUGGUCAGAGGAUUCGUAUUAUGAAGCCCUAGCUAAAGCCCAGAAGAUUGAAAUGGACAAACUGGAGAAGGCCAAGAAGGAACGCACAAAGAUUGAGUUUGUGACUGGCACUAAAAAGGGUACAACAACAAGUGCUGCUUCUACAACAACCACAACAGCCAGUACGACUGUGGGAGAUGCCCAGAAGAGGAAGAGCAAGUGGGACUCAGCCAUCCCUGUAACAACGAUAGCUCAGCCCACCAUCCUCACCACUACUGCAACGCUGCCUGGCGUUGUCACCGUGACAACCAGCGCAAGUGGCUCCAAAACUACAGUCAUUUCGGCUGUUGGUACCAUUGUGAAGAAGGCAAAGCAAUGACUGAGGUGCUGGGCCUGGAUUUUUGGACUUAAUUGUCAUUGAAGCCAUUGUUCUCGGAAGGGAGGGGUAGCUUUCGCCUUUGGUAAAAGAUGACGAGGUUCUUUGAAACAAACCACAGUUCCCUCUUGAAAGAACAGGGGCAGGAGCAGGCAUGCCAGCCGUGUGCCCACAGGAACGGACCUCUGCCGAAAAUGCCUCU
Messenger RNA from Apaloderma vittatum (bar-tailed trogon), 910 nucleotides. RefSeq names its product SAP30 binding protein (gene SAP30BP). The record is from RefSeq and is a predicted model, not a curated record. Gene Ontology annotation, biological process: regulation of DNA-templated transcription. Gene Ontology annotation, cellular component: nucleus. The annotation marks the transcript as partial. The transcript has 9 exons. Lineage: Eukaryota; Metazoa; Chordata; Aves; Trogoniformes; Trogonidae.